Psammomys obesus (fat sand rat) is the source of this 3563-nucleotide messenger RNA. It is a transcript of the gene Sgk3, whose product is annotated as serum/glucocorticoid regulated kinase family member 3. The record is from RefSeq and is a predicted model, not a curated record. The transcript has 17 exons. The coding region runs from base 195 to 1685 and encodes 496 amino acids. Gene Ontology annotation, biological process: protein phosphorylation. NCBI's taxonomy places the organism in Eukaryota, Metazoa, Chordata, Mammalia, Rodentia, Muridae. Gene Ontology annotation, molecular function: phosphatidylinositol binding; ATP binding; protein serine/threonine kinase activity.
CCGGCGCCCCGGCCGCGCCGCCGGGAAGGAGGAACCGCCAGCGCGCUGGGCUCCGCGCCCGGCCGCCGGGACGCCGCGCAGCCGGGUUCCAUGAUGGAGUUUGAACUUUACGUCAAGAGGUUUCAUAUUUUGGGUUAGCUCUGCUGAGAACUUUGAAACUUCAGGCCCAGUUUCUGUGUCCUCCAAGACGUUAAAUGCAGAGAGAUUGUACCAUGGAUUACAAGGAGAGCUGCCCAAGCGUAAGCAUCCCCAGCUCCGAUGAGCACAGAGAGAAGAAGAAGAGGUUCACGGUUUAUAAAGUUCUGGUCUCUGUGGGCAGAAGCGAAUGGUUUGUCUUCAGGAGAUACGCAGAAUUCGACAAACUUUACAAUUCUUUGAAGAAACAGUUCCCUGCUAUGGCUCUGAAGAUACCUGCCAAGAGAAUAUUCGGUGAUAAUUUUGAUCCAGACUUUAUUAAACAAAGAAGAGCAGGACUGAAUGAGUUCAUCCAGAACUUAGUCAGAUACCCAGAGCUUUAUAAUCACCCAGAUGUCAGAGCAUUCCUUCAAAUGGACAGCCCCAGACAUCAGUCAGAUCCAUCUGAAGAUGAGGACGAAAGAAAUACUCCGAAGCCACGUACUACCUCACAGAACAUCAACCUGGGACCGACUGGAAACCCUCAUGCUAAACCAACUGACUUUGAUUUCUUAAAAGUUAUUGGAAAGGGCAGCUUUGGCAAGGUUCUUCUUGCAAAACGAAAACUGGAUGGAAAAUUUUAUGCUGUCAAAGUGUUACAGAAAAAAAUAGUUCUCAACAGAAAGGAGCAAAAACAUAUUAUGGCUGAACGCAAUGUGCUCUUGAAAAAUGUGAAACAUCCAUUUUUGGUUGGAUUGCAUUAUUCUUUCCAAACAACUGAGAAGCUUUAUUUUGUUCUGGAUUUUGUUAAUGGAGGGGAGUUAUUUUUUCACUUACAAAGAGAGAGGUCUUUUCCUGAACACAGAGCGAGGUUCUAUGCUGCUGAAAUUGCCAGUGCCUUGGGUUACCUGCACUCCAUCAAAAUAGUGUACAGAGACCUGAAACCCGAAAAUAUUCUUUUGGAUUCAAUGGGACAUGUUGUCUUAACAGAUUUUGGGCUUUGCAAAGAAGGAAUUGCUAUUUCUGAUACCACUACAACCUUUUGUGGGACACCAGAGUACCUUGCACCUGAAGUGAUCAGAAAGCAGCCCUAUGACAACACUGUGGACUGGUGGUGCCUGGGUGCUGUUCUGUACGAAAUGCUGUAUGGGCUGCCUCCUUUUUACUGCCGCGAUGUUGCUGAGAUGUAUGAUAAUAUUCUUCACAAGCCCCUAAACUUGAGACCAGGAGUGAGCCUCACAGCCUGGUCCAUUCUGGAAGAACUCCUAGAAAAGAACAGGCAAAAUCGACUUGGUGCCAAAGAAGACUUUCUUGAAAUCCAGAAUCAUCCUUUUUUUGAGUCACUCAGCUGGACUGACCUUGUACAAAAAAAGAUCCCACCACCAUUUAACCCUAAUGUGGCCGGACCAGAUGAUAUCAGAAACUUUGACACAGUCUUCACCGAAGAAACGGUUCCCUAUUCUGUGUGCGUGUCCUCCGACUAUUCUAUAGUGAAUGCCAGUGUUCUGGAAGCAGAUGAUGCAUUUGUUGGUUUCUCUUACGCCCCCCCUUCAGAAGACUUAUUUUUGUGAACAGUUUGGUGUUCAGAACCGUCGGGUAAACUCAAGCCUGCGGAAGAGACAGAAACACCUCUUUGUGUGAAUAUAUUCAACUAUGUAUAACAGUGCCUCAUUUUUACAUGUAAUGUUGAAAACUAUGAAAUUUGUAUUUUCUGCUGUAUGCAAGAAAUAGGGCAUUUCAAAGAGCUGUUUUGAACUGAAAUUUGUAUUCUUGUUUAUUAAGCUUAUUUUUAAACAAAAAUUUAAAGGUAUUAUUCUUAGCACUAACCUAUUUUUAAAGAUAACUUUUUCUAUUGACUGUUUUUUUUUUCCUGCUGAGUUUACACUAACACAAUCCAAGAUAGACUGUUUGAAUAGUCUGUUACAGUUAAGGUGUAUUAGUAUCUUUAUAAUUCUAUGACUUUUGUCAUAGCAGAGCUAUGCAAAUGGUACGUGAUGGUUUAUGAUGAAACCCUAUCUUCCCAUGAAAAGUCACUAUUUGAAAAUUACUUCUUGGUAGUAAAUGCAAAAGCAGCUUAAACGCACUGGCCGUAGUGAACAAUAAUAGCUGCUCACAUUCAGCCCCGUAAGAAAAAGCAAAAAGAUUUUUUGCUUUUGAAACACUCAGUUCCCAUACAUGCAUCAUUUUUCCUUUAGAGGAAAAGAAAAUAUUUAAUGGCUAGAAAUUUUUAGAAUUCCCACGGAACUGAGAAGUAAUAAGAUGCUACCAGAUAAUUUUUAGGUGGUGCCAAAAAUAAAUGUCUGUUAUAUAUGUAUAUUACAAAUGUUUUCUAUUUAUGUUCCUUUUAACCCUUGGAGGUUUAGUGUACCAUUGAGUAAGUCAGUGUCAGGUUUUGCAAAUAGCUAUUUCAAAACUGCCUUCCUGAUUGAUCAUGUUUUCACAAUGACAGAAAAAAAAAGCUUUCUAUAAUGUUCAUCUAGUUGUGAAUUAAAUAAAAGAGCAAAUCUGGGUCAGUGUAGAUGUAUGUCACUGUAACAGAAGGUAACAGUAAUUUAGCAGAUACACACUCAGUUUUACUCAUCUGUAGUGCCGGGGAUCAGACAUACAGAAGGCUUCAUGAAGGCGAGUGAGAGUAUUCUCCGUCUCUGAAGUACACACCUGCCUCUUGGUAUCUUUAUGUAUCUUACAAAUUAGAAGACCGACUGUAAAAUCACAUGCCGACUAAUGUCUGCAUUCAUAACGGUAAAGGAUGUUAGGCACAGAGAAACUCUUUAAAAAGAAAGCUUACGCUGGGCAGUGGUGGCGCACGACUUUAAUCCCAGCACUCGGGAAGCAGAGACAGUGGAUCUGUGAGUUCGAGACCAGCCUGGACUACAGAGUUCCAGGAUAGCCAAGGAUAUGCAGAGAAACCCUGUCUGGAAAAAAACAAAAUAAGGCCGGGGGCAGGGGGUGCCACAUAACUUGGGAUUCCAGUUCCUGGAGGGCAGUUUCUCAGAUCCUUUAAGGAAUGGUAUCAUGAGUUUAGCUGCUCCAGAGACAAACUUCAUUUGCAUGUGUUAUCUUGACAAAGAAAUCGGGAAUAUUUCUCGUCAAUAUGUUUCAGCUUAAAUUCGGUCAGCGGAGUGGGUGGGGAUGGGUGGUGCUUUGGUGGGACAGGUAGUAUUUUAUGUGCGGUACACUGGACCUUCCUUACAGGUGAGAUGUGCUGUCGUCGCUGUACAUAAUUGGUUUGGGGCACUUCUGUAAGGACGACUUUAAUAACAGUUUCUUGUUGAUUAUAAAUCUAGACACAUUGUACAUGUAUGAUUUUUACUCAGAUAUCCCUAAUUAAAUUGCCAAAAAUUAAAGUGCAAUAUUGUAUUUUUAAGAACAAAUUGUAGGUUUUUGAUGUUUCUUGGAUCACAAGAAAUACAGAUCUAUGUAGUAUAAUAAAAUUAGCAAAAAAUUAA